Molecule: messenger RNA, 2836 nt
Organism: Drosophila ananassae
Lineage: Eukaryota; Metazoa; Arthropoda; Insecta; Diptera; Drosophilidae
Gene: cysu
Product: peroxidase
Exons: 10
Coding region: 556-2817 (753 amino acids)
Biological process (GO): response to oxidative stress
Molecular function (GO): peroxidase activity; heme binding
Source: RefSeq, a predicted model, not a curated record
CUUUUCUGUGGCAGCAUCGGCUCGUUGUGCUCAGUUAAUUGUUGGACACACUCCGUGGCGGUUGUGCAGGCGGACAAAUCGGCUAGAAGACGAAGAAGUGCUGACGGCUAACGGUACUCCGACACCCAGUGCAUACAAAACGCUUUUGUGUGUGUGAAAGUGCUGCUACGAGCAGGAAAGCAAGUGUAUUGGGGAAAUAAGUAAUCGUGAAGCCACCCAGUGACAAAGGGUGAAACCUGAUAGGAAGAGUUUUUUCCCGCAGCCGCAACAAGUGCUCGAGAUAAUUGCAACAUUCUGGCCGAAAAUCAAAAGACUCAGGCAACGAACUCGACGAACUUUGCGCGCCAGCCAAACAAGGCUCAAGAUUAAUUAAGGCCAACAUCGAUUUUAGCGUGGGCCAUCGUCUUCCAUAAUUGGAUUAAUUUGCAGCUCUGGGCCUUUGCGUGCGAAAAGUAUUCGCCAACCAAAAAUACAAACACAAGACAAAAAACGCAUUUAACGAAGUCAUUAACAACGGCGGCCAACGGCCAAGUGGCAACGUGCAACGUCAACAAAAUGAUCUUAAGAAUACUUCUACUAUCUCUGGUGGCUGUCGCGCAGGCGCAAUAUCAUCAGUUUGGCGAACAACUUCAGACAGCUCAUGGCUCCGAUUGUGCCCUUCUUUUAGCCGGACCUGGUCGUUCUUCCGUCUAUGACUACAAUGUUAACUUAUUCCGUGGCACUUUAGGUCCAUACAACAAUGGUCCGGGGACGUGCAUCACCUACGAUGCUAUCAACGCCGCCUAUUUGGAUGCACGCAAGCGUAUUCAUGUGGCCCAGCCAAAGUCGGACUGGAAGCCAGAGGAACUGGCCACCGUGGGCGAGCUGCUGCUCGACAUUUCCAUUCAAUUGGCCCGAACCUAUGGCUUAUCCUACGAGGAAAUUGAGAAGGGAUUGCCGACAAUUGACACCUCAAAGACCUUGAUCCGGGAGGUGUGCCCACCCUUUUUCGCCGGAGUGGAGUGUCGUCCAGGCAAAUAUCGACGGUUUGAUGGCCUGUGCAAUAAUAUUGAACACCCGACAUGGGGAGCGGCUAAUGCUCCAUUCCAGCGCCUGAUCGGUCCACUUUAUGCUGAUGGAAUUAAUGCCCCUCGCAUAUCGGUGACUGGCCGGGAUCUGCCCUUCUCCAGAGUUGUCUCACGCACCAUGCAUCCUGAUGAUGGUUACCAUGAUCACGCCGGCACCGUGAUGGUUAUCGCUUGGGGUCAGUUCAUGGAUCACGACUUUACGCUGACGGGAACACCACUGGAUCCCAUUAACCGCAACGACCCCGAGGAGUGCUGCAAGCGACCAUUGCAUCUGAAGCAUCCGUACUGCAACGAGAUCCGCGUGCCCGAUGAUGAUUACUUCUACCGCCUGUUUAAUGUCAAGUGCAUCGAUUUCGUGCGCGGUUUCCCCUCUCCCCGCCCCGGAUGCCGAUUGGGUUCCCGUCAACAGUUCAACACCCUGACAGGUGUCAUCGAUGCCAACACAGUUUAUGGAGUGAAGGAGGCCUUUGCCCGCAAGCUGCGGACUGGCUAUGGCGGUCUAAUGCGAAUGAAUCCUGUCUUCCAGGAGUACGGCUUGAAGGAUCUGUUGCCUCUGAAACUGGACAUUCCCGACGAGGGAUGCACUAGACCCAAUAAGAGCAUGUACUGCUUCGAAGGCGGCGAGAUCCGAGUGAAUGAGCAACUGGUACUCACCUGCAUGCACACCUUGAUGGCUCGGGAGCACAAUCGACUGGCCACCGGAUUGGCCCAAAUCAACAAGCACUGGGAUGACGAGACCUUGUUCCAGGAGGCCCGUAGGAUUAACAUAGCUAUCGUGCAGCAUGUUACCUAUAAUGAAUUCCUGCCCAUUCUUCUCGGAAAAGAGGUCAUGGAGAAGUUCGGGUUAGUGUUGCAGAAGGACGGCUACUGGGAUGGAUAUGACUCUUCCGUUAAUCCUGGCAUAAUCGACUCAUUUGCCGGAGCUGCUUUCCGUUUUGGUCACUCCUUGCUUCCUACUGCAGUCGAACGCUGGUCCAAGGCUCACAAGUUCAUUGCCUCAAAGCGUUUGUCGGAUCUUAUCCGCAGACCCUACGAUUUAUACAGAGCUGGAGUCCUGGACGAGUACUUUAUGGGACUAAUGAACCAGGUGGCCCAGGCUAUGGACGACUCUAUUACCCAGGAGGUUACCAAUCAUCUGUUUAAAAAGGAGGGCGCUCGUUUCGGGAUGGACCUGGUGUCAUUCAAUAUGCAACGCGGUCGGGAGUUUGGUAUUCCCGGCUAUAUGGAAUUCCGCAAAUUCUGCGGUCUACCGACUUCCAAUACUUGGGAUGAGAUGUACGGUUCUAUGCCGAAUGAAACAGUUCUGCGUUACGGAAGUAUAUUUGAGCAUCCUGCUGAUAUUGAUCUUUGGUCCGGCGGUGUCUCAGAGAAAUCCCUGCCAGGCUCAAUGUUGGGACCGACCUUUGCCUGCGUCAUUGCCACUCAGAUGAGCUACUUGCGUCGCGGAGAUCGUUUUUGGUAUGAACUGCCAAACCAGCCAUCUUCAUUUACUCCCGAGCAGUUGCAAGAAAUUCGAAAAGCCAAGUUAUCCCGAUUGAUUUGCGACAACACCGAUUUGAUUGAUACCGUACAGAUUUAUCCCAUGGUAUUGCCCGAUCAUGAAAUCAACCCUCGGGUGCCUUGCAAGAGUGGCAUUAUUCCAUCAAUUGAUCUGACUAAAUGGGCGGACUACGGCGGUCAUGGAGUGGAUCCUUCCCUCUAUAACUACAUUAACGAAAUACCCGACACACUGCUGAACUUUAGGAAAUAAAUGCCAUUUGUGUCCUCUA